Messenger RNA from Aspergillus uvarum CBS 121591, 1259 nucleotides. Its product is annotated as 5'-methylthioadenosine/S-adenosylhomocysteine nucleosidase family protein. Gene Ontology annotation, molecular function: catalytic activity. Gene Ontology annotation, biological process: nucleoside metabolic process. The coding region runs from base 89 to 1168 and encodes 359 amino acids. The transcript has 3 exons. The record is from RefSeq and is a predicted model, not a curated record. NCBI's taxonomy places the organism in Eukaryota, Fungi, Ascomycota, Eurotiomycetes, Eurotiales, Aspergillaceae.
AUUCAUCUCAAGUUCUGUCACGUUUCUUGUUUCCUCCUUCUGUUCUUGCUCUCUCGAGGAUCAUUUUGCUAGACCUUGUCUUUCCAGAAUGGCACUCAGGGACCGACGCAGGGCUCUGGGGCCGUCAUACAUGGAGCGCAAUCGCGUGACUGAGGACUUUAGCAGAGAAGAUUACACGGUGGGCUGGAUUUGUGCCCUGGCUCCCGAAUUGGCGGCAGCAGCAGCGAUGCUGGAUGAAACGUACGCGCCACCUGCGGCUUUCCAGCAGGACCUCAACGAUUCCAACGUCUAUUCUUACGGACGCAUGGGACGGCACAAGGUCGUCAUUGCAUCACUCGGUGCUGGGAUGCCCGGUAAGGUACCUGCAAGUACGACGGCGACCAACCUCCUGCGCAGCUUCCCGAAAAUCCGCUUCGGCCUGAUGGUGGGCAUCGGUGGCGGAAUCCCAGCCAAAACCGCUGAGGACUCAGCCGAUGAUAUCCGCCUCGGAGAUGUAGUGGUUUCAGUUCCCCAUGGCGAGUCUGGAGGGGUUGUCCAGUACGACCAUGGAAAGAUCGUCCACGAAGGCCAAUUUGUCCAGACCGGAUCGCUGGGAAAGCCACCGACUAUCCUCUUGAAAGCAGUUCAGAGAGUCCAGGCACAACAUGAUAUACAGGAAAGCGGCAUCCCGGAACUAAUCGGGAAGAUUCUGCAGGAUCGGCCCAAAAUGGCUGUCAAAUACCGACGUCCAGACGCGGAAGACCGUCUGUACCAGGCCCAGUACGAGCAUCCUGCUGGUACAAAGAACUGCAGCCGAUGUGACGCACGUUACUUGAUGCAGCGGCCAGCGCGGGACAGCGAGGAGCCCGUCAUUCACUAUGGGCUCAUCGGCUCCGCGGACCGCGUCAUGCUCCACGGCCCGACUCGCGACUACCUCCGCACAGCCAAGAACAUCAUCUGUCUGGAGAUGGAAGCUGCCGGGCUGAUGGAUAAUUUCCCCUGCCUGGUGAUCCGCGGGAUCAGUGACUAUGCCGACACCCACAAAUCGGACCGAUGGCAUGGUUACGCUUCCAUCGUGGCUGCAGGCUACGCCAAAGAGUUAUUGACUUUCGUGCCGGAGCUGACCCGGGAGCCCACGGCGGUGGAACUGAUGCCGCCAGGACGCUGGAUCAAUUCCCGGCGCAAAUGACGAAGUUCAACCAGGUAUUUAAAUCCCUCGCGUCGUCUCAGCAGCCAGGCACGAUUUACCCUGUCCCAUAUCGAAGAGAUGGGAUUCCAUC